AUGGCACUAAUUGUGGAUCAACAAUCAGGAUUCAAACAUUAUUGCAAGAUUUGCAAGAAGGGGUUUGGAUGCGGGAGAGCCCUUGGGGGCCACAUGAGAGCUCAUGGGAUUGGAGACGAUAUUGCAGAUCACAUGGAAGAGGAAGAUCCCACAAGUGAUUGGGAAGACAAAUUACCAAAUGAAGAUAAUAAUGUGGCCCCCACGAAUAAGAGAAUGUAUGCAUUAAGAACAAACCCUAAUCGCCUAAAGAGCACUCGCGCUUGUGAGAAUUGUGGAAAAGAGUUCUUCUCUUGGAAAUCAUUCCUUGAGCAUGAAAAUGGAAAAUGCACCUCCGAAGAUGUCGAUUCCUUAAUCUCUUCCCCUCCUUCUGACGAAGGUGAAGAGUAUGGCCCCACAAUGAGGGGAAGCAGUGGUGGUGGUUGGUCCAAAAGGAAGAGGUCCUUCAGAGCUAAGGUUGGCAUUGGUAAUAACAACAACAAUAACAACUCCAUUUGCGCAUCAAGCGAGGAAGAGGAUCUAGCCAAUUGUCUCAUGAUGUUAUCCAAUGCCACAAACACAGUGGAUCAUCCUCCUUUGAUGGUCGAACCAGAGGAGUCAUGUGCAUCGGCGAGUAAAGAUGAGGAUCGAAGAAAUUCCAACAACUUAAUCGCUCCAGUUACUAACAUUAUGUAUCAGCCUGCGAUGGCGCCAACCGUUGACAAGGCCAAGGCAAGUAAAGGGUUGUUUGAAUGUAAGGCUUGCAAGAAAGUUUUCAAUUCACACCAAGCACUUGGAGGGCAUAGGGCUAGUCACAAGAAAGUUAAAGGUUGUUUCGCUGCCAGACUUGAUAACCACCAUAAUAACCAAGCUUCUGUCAUUGGUGAUAGCAUGGCUGAUGAUGAUGCCAUCACCAUGCAACAGGAUGACACGUCAAUGAAAGUGGCAUCGUCGAGCUUUCAGUUCGACCAUGGGUCUCAACCUAUUGCUUCACCCUCAAAGAGGAAAUCUAAAGUUCAUGAGUGUUCCAUUUGCCACCGGGUGUUCUCUUCCGGCCAAGCAUUGGGCGGUCACAAACGUUGUCAUUGGAUUACAUCCAAUUUGCCCACAGCCGAUGCCUCAUCGUUGGCCACAAAAUUUCACCAAUUUCAAGAUCAUCUAGAGCAAAUUCAACACAGAUCUCCCAAGUUUAUUAGGACGAUAAGUAAUUCUGAGCCCUUGGAUCUCACGCUUGAUCUUAAUCUUCCAGUUACUUCCAUGGUGGUCGCCAACAAUACAAACCAAGCUACAAGGCAAGGCCAUCCUCGUAAUCAUCCUUCUCCUAACAACUUUGCAAUGGCUGCUGAGGUUUACUUACAGUCGUGGAUGGGAAAAGAGAAAAAGAUAGACCAAAAUGAUGAGGAGAGUAUUAAGAAGAGUCAUGACAAGAAUAACGAAAAUGGCAAUGUUUCUUCGUCGACGCAGACGGUGGAUGACGAAGCAGACAGUAAAGUGAAAUUAGCAAAGCUUAGUGAACUUAAGGACGUACAUAUCAACGGGAAUUCAUCACCAUGGUUGCAGGUGGGAAUCGGUUCCACCGCCAAUGUGGGCGCAGACCAUUGA
Messenger RNA from Linum trigynum, 1578 nucleotides. The record is from the annotation of a GenBank genome assembly. NCBI's taxonomy places the organism in Eukaryota, Viridiplantae, Streptophyta, Magnoliopsida, Malpighiales, Linaceae.